AAGCAGAGCGCAGCCAUGGGAAGCCGGAAGGAGCACGAGCCGCCCAAUUCCACACCCAAAAACCCUAACAGUCGUAAAACCCUCGCUCCAAAACUGGCUAAGGCCAAAAUCACCAAGAAGAAGAAGAAGAAGAAGAACGGUGGCACAGUCCAAAGCAUUGGCGAACCCCAGCCUGGGAUCAGCCAAAACAAUGGAAGCGUCAAGGAGUUUCAACCAGCAUCAGCUUCAGAUCAGCUGCGGUUCUUUCUCGAUCAAUUUCAGUCUGCAAAGGGCGUUCAGAUUUCUUCUCUCGAGUUGGAAUCGCUAAAAGAGACAUGCAUUUUGGAGUUACAUCAGGACUCAAAUGAAGAUGUUAAAUCCUUGGGGAAAAAUAUCAGAGCGGCUUUUGGCCAAUCAUGGAAAGAGGUGCUGUGUGAAGGACAGCUUGUGGAAGGAAAAGUUGAUGCUGGCAGUCCAGCUGUUCUUAUAGUUAGUUCAUCUGCCUUGAGAUCCAUUGAACUUUUAAGGGGAUUUCGGUCAUUGACAAAAGAGUGUCGAGCUGUAAAGUUAUUCUCAAAGCAUAUGAAGGUUGAGGAGCAGGUUUCCUUGCUAAAAAACCGCAUCAACAUUGCUAGUGGCACACCAAGCAGGAUAAAGAAGCUCAUUGACACUGAGGCAUUGGGCCUUUCAAGGUUACAAGUGCUUUUGCUUGACAUACACGCAGAUGUAAAGGGUUAUUCAUUGUUUACAUUACCACAAGUCAGUGAUGAAUUCUGGGACUUGUUCAAGACUUAUUUGUAUCAACCAAUGGUCCAAGGUAAUCUGCGUAUCUGUCUUUUUGGUCCAUGUCAUCAAGCUGUUCGGUUAAAAGGCAAAAGAAGACAUUCUGAUAAGUAAAUUAUUCCCAUCAUUAUGCAUUUUUGAGACUUGUAUUCUUGCAAUUCUGUAGCUAAUAUUAGGAUGAGAUAUAUUGGUUUUGGCAGAAGGACAUUUUUUUUUUAAUUAAUCUCCCUCCUAUCAACUUAAAAAUGUCUUCCCAAGAUGCAUCUCUUCAAUGAUUUUCCCCAAAACGACCAUGGAUGAUCUUCUGCCAAAAAAGACACAAUGAAUCCCUGUUGUUUCCAUAGAAGCCAGUUUUGAUCUCUUGGAAUGCUUUAUUUCUAUUGCACACAAGAUGAGAUAUGUAAUAUUGAGAGAAUAUAAUUUAUUCCCUCAAUUAUCGAUUCAAAUUCAAUCCUUAGCAAUGUUUUUAUAAUUUUUUGAUUCGGAAUAA
This is a messenger RNA of Prosopis cineraria, 1252 nucleotides long. RefSeq lists its product as uncharacterized. The record is from RefSeq and is a predicted model, not a curated record. The transcript has 6 exons. Gene Ontology annotation, cellular component: nucleus; 90S preribosome. NCBI's taxonomy places the organism in Eukaryota, Viridiplantae, Streptophyta, Magnoliopsida, Fabales, Fabaceae. Bases 16 to 876 code for a protein of 286 amino acids.